Molecule: messenger RNA, 1557 nt
Organism: Aspergillus tanneri
Lineage: Eukaryota; Fungi; Ascomycota; Eurotiomycetes; Eurotiales; Aspergillaceae
Exons: 1
Coding region: 1-1557 (518 amino acids)
Source: RefSeq, a predicted model, not a curated record
AUGCAGCAGCCAAAUACAGAUAUCCGUGACAAAAUUCUUCCUCAUCAUGUGUUCCAACUCCAGUCCAUCGUCGAUUCCCUGACAGUGUCACGCGGAUGGUCACUAAGUACACUUAGAGGCCAUAUUCUUAGUCCUCCGGCGCGGGGAUUCCGACCAAGACGAGACGUCGAUCUCUUCCUGGAUCGGAACAACGAGAUGAUUGGCUCAGGAUAUCUGAACGGAGUGGAUGUGCUCAGGCAACUGUUAGAAAAAGAUAGCAUACUGCACGCAGACCCAAAUCGCCAUCAAGCACAGUCCGAGUUGCUCCAGGGCGUUCAAGAGGACUUUAUUAAUUGGCUAGGGGAAUCCAACUACAUGCACGGCUUGCAGACCAUCCCUCUGUCUUGCUUCUCCAGCACAAACGGCCUCUGGGAAUAUUCACCGUUCCUCUGUGGUGUUGGUCUAAUAGAGGGCCUGGAAAUUACGUACCUCCUGAACAUGAAGAUCUGGGAUCGAAUCCCCGAGCCCGUGUUGCUAAUACACCUUCAUAAUAUGCUGCUACAGAAAGGUUAUAUUACAAAGCCGAUUGGAUUAUACGCAUCCCUUGAGGAACUCUUUCCAAGCUCAUUCUUUAGUGCUGGCAAAGUCCCCACAUCGAACUUUGCCGGGGCUCUUCUUGCGCGGAUAAACGAAACUGGAUCCCGCCGGCUUAUUUUCGAACGAAAGGCUACUGCGCGAACUGCCGCCCGUUCUGCUGUAGACAUUCACGGCCUCUUGGAUGUCAAUGCGAAUCGCUUCUUCAGGACCAAGUCAACUCUGACUCUCUAUCGACAGGUUGACUGGGACCCUGAGCGCAUUGCUGACAGCGACAUUCGCGUGACCUCUUUCUUGGGCAUGGCCCGCCUUGGCCAAAAGAAGCAGCUUAUCGGUCCGAUGACAGGCGAAAGACGACUGGAAGAUACCGAAUUAGUCAACCGUGCGAGAGCCCAAGGUAUGGACGAAUUGGCCCUUUUAGACUUGUUAUCUCUACUAGGCCGGCUGAAAGCAAACGAUGAUGUGCGUCUCCCGGAAAAUUUACUUGGUUCUUCUUCCAAGGGACAACGGCUGCCGGAACUCAGCAAGAGAACUGGUGGGGCCACGCAUCCGAAUGACGUGCACAAUGACCUCAAAGUUACAGGACAAAAGCUGUUAGAGCUUCUGAAAUGGGACAUCUUCGCAGAUGUAUGCGGUGAACAGCCACUGUUAAGUCUUAACUACGUCUGGGUUACGGCGCGCUUUAUAAUGCUCUUCAUGCAAAUAGAGGAGGAGUUGCGCCGGCUGAAAAACCCGCUGUACGUGCGCGCCUACGAGACUGAGCGCGAGUGGAGAUGGCAUAAGAGGGUCGGGCUUACAAUGAUGGCGCUGUCAGGGGAGGAUAAUGAGUGCUUGCAGACGAUGGCGAGGGAGUUCCAGAACCCGCGAGUAGGCUUUAUGACUCAUAUCUACUGGAAGGAUAUCGAGGAAAUGGGGACCAGGAUAAAAAGCCUCAAUCAGCGCACAAAGACGAAUGAGGGAGUAGACGGGUGCGUUGUGAUGUAG